AUGUCUGACGUCGCUGACACGAAGCCUGACCCCACCAUCGCCGCUCCUGAGGCUCAGAAGGCCAAGGAGACGACCCCUGCCAACACUGAAGAAACCAAGACAGAGGAGGCUCCGAAACCCAUGGAGGAGAAGUCCGUGACUGAAUCCGCAGUCGACACGGCUAAAGACACCGCCACCAAGACCACCGACAGCGUCUUCUCCAUGUUCGGCGGCGGCCCCAAAAAGGAAAAGAAGGAGGAGCCUGAAGAUGACAAGAAUGAGCCUUCUGGUUCAUCAAAGGCCCAAAAGGCUAAUGACGAGGACGAAGCACCAGAGUCCCCGGAAGUUCAUUUCGAGCCCGUCAUUCGCCUGACGGAGAAGGUGGAGACCAAAACCAACGAAGAGCUUGAGGAGCAGAUGUUCAAGAUGCGUGCCAAGCUGUUCCGAUUCGACCGUGACAGCAAGGAGUGGAAGGAGCGUGGUACCGGAGAUGUUAGGCUGCUUAAGCAUAAGGAGAACCAGAAGACUCGCCUAGUCAUGCGCAGAGACAAGACCCUUAAAGUCUGCGCUAACCACUACGUUGUUCCCGACAUGGAGUUGAAGCCCAACGUUGGCAGUGAUCGCAGCUGGGUUUGGAACGCCACCGCCGAUGUCAGCGAGGGUGAGCCAGAAGCGCAGACAUUUGCCAUCCGUUUUGCCAACAGCGAAAACGCCAACCUAUUCAAAGAGUCUUUCGAGAAGGCUCAGCAGGAGAAUGAGAAGAUCCUUUCUCAGCAGUAA
Aspergillus tanneri is the source of this 759-nucleotide messenger RNA. RefSeq names its product Ran GTPase-binding protein YRB1. The transcript has 4 exons. Gene Ontology annotation, molecular function: GTPase activator activity. Gene Ontology annotation, biological process: nucleocytoplasmic transport. Gene Ontology annotation, cellular component: cytoplasm; nuclear pore. Lineage: Eukaryota; Fungi; Ascomycota; Eurotiomycetes; Eurotiales; Aspergillaceae. Bases 1 to 759 code for a protein of 252 amino acids. The record is from RefSeq and is a predicted model, not a curated record.